UUCUUCAUUUCAAAACUAAAAACUACGUAACAAACAAAGAAAAUCGCAACGCUCAAACUCCACCUUUUUCUUCCUUCUUUCAUUCAUCACUCUCAAUCUCAAAUCUCGCACCUAAUUUCCGUUCUCCGUUUCCCCCAAAACCUAAAUUCCACUGUCAUUCUGUUCGAUCUAUAACCGCGUUCUUCCAUUCCCCUCGCAAUUCCAACAUUUUCCUUUUCAAACUUCGAUUUCAUCUCUGCCUUUUCAAACUUCGCCUUCUCAUCCCUCACUUUCUUCCCACAUUUCUUCCCCGCUACAGUGUAGACAUAGUUAAUCAAAGGGGAAAAGGGUUUCUGAUACGAGCAUGCAGUGGGAACAGGAGGGAGGGGCAAAAGGGGGAACUGACAACUUAAAUGUGUUUCCUUGGGAAAGUGUCAAUCAAAUAGAAGAAGGUAGCCAGCUUGCUCCUGUGAUAAAAUGGAUAAAUGCUGUGCUUCCUUACUUUAACCUGCCUUUAGAAACUUCAGAGGAGGAAUUGAGGGCUUGCUUGAGGGAUGGAUCAGUAUUAUGCAGGGUUUUGGACAAUCUGGUUCCUGGGUCACUGGAGGGAAGUGAUUCUUUGAAUGAGCCGGUGUGUGUUCAAAGGUUUCUUGUGGCCUUGGAUGAACUGGGACUGUCAGGAUUUGAAUUGUCAGACCUGGAUCAGGGAUCAAUGGUGCCUGUGUUGCAGUGCCUUGAGAAUCUGAAAGCUCACUUUGCAUAUAAUGCUGCACGAGAAAAUAUCCAAAGUUGUUCAAGGAAGAGGUGGGACCAGCCAGACCGAACAUCCCUAGCAGAAACUGAUAGUUGCCUCAAGGAUGCUUCAAAAUUCCAACAUGUUGAUGACUCCGCUGAAUCAGAUGGAAUUGCUUCCAUCGAUCAGAUUGGAUUCAAGUCUAAUGAACUGUUCGAGUUGAAGCAAGGACUGCACGUGGAUCUUUCAGAUGCUAAACUUAAUAAAUUAUUGAAAUCAAACAAUUUGGAUAGUGUCUCAACUCGAUUUCUUUUUAACAUAGUAAAUAGGAUCCUAAGUGAUAUAUUUGAAAGGAAGAAUGGAGACAUACCUCAAGCUCAGCGUGCAGCAUGCCUGUUGAGGAAAAUUCUGCAAGUAAUGGAGUCACGCUUUUCAAAUCAAGCAGAAAGCAUGAAAAAUCAAAACAAUCUUUUCAAGGCUCGUGAGGGAAAGUAUCAAACUAAAAUAAAUGCACUUGAAACCCUGGCGGUAGGGACAACUGAAGAGAAUGAGGUUGUGACGGGUUGGUUUCAGCAGUUGAAGUUUUCUUUGCAGCAUGAACAAACUAAAUUUGAGGAGAAGAAGAAACUUGAAGAGCAAGACUUUUCUCGAUUAAAGAAAGAUAAAAUUCAAAGUGAAAUUGAAAUUUCUGCAUUGAAGCAAGAUUUGGAAUUGGCCAAAAGAUCACAUGAAGAACAUGUUUUACAGUUAGAAUUGCAAGCUUCUGAAUCUAAAUCUGAAUAUGAGAGAAGGAUACAGGAACUUAAAUGUCAUCUUGCUGAUGCGAGGAAGCAAGUGAAGGAAAUGGAGACAUUUUCGGAAUCCAGAUAUUUGAAUUGGAGGAAUAAAGAGCAUACCUAUCAAAGUUUCUUAAAUCAACAAUUUGGAGCUUUCAAGGAAUUGAAAGCUGUCAUGAAAUCUGUCAAAGAUGAAGUGAUAAAAACAAAAAGAAGCUACUUAGAGGAAUACAAGUACUUUGGAAUCAAGCUCAAAGGUCUAGCCGAGGCCGCUGAUAAUUAUCAUGUACUUCUAACAGAAAAUAGGAAAUUAUAUAAUGAAGUUCAAGAUUUGAAAGGAAAUAUCAGGGUAUAUUGUCGAGUUAGACCAUUUCUUUCGGGGCAAAGUCAGAACCAUACAACAGUUGAGUUUAUUGGUGAUGAUGGAGAACUAAUUAUUAGCAAUCCUCUAAAACAAGGAAAAGAAAGCCGCAAGCUUUUUAAAUUUAAUAAGGUUUUUGGUCAAGCCACAAGUCAAGAGGAAGUAUUCAUGGACACUCGGCCACUAAUUCGUUCUGUUUUGGAUGGGUACAAUGUUUGUAUAUUUGCAUACGGUCAAACUGGCUCUGGAAAGACUUAUACCAUGAGUGGACCUAGCCUAUCAUCAAAAUCAGAUUGGGGAGUCAACUAUCGGGCACUUCAUGAUCUUUUCCAUAUCUCCCAGAGUAGGAGAAAUUCUAUCAUUUACGAAGUUGGAGUUCAAAUGGUUGAAAUUUAUAAUGAACAAGUUCGUGAUUUACUAUCGAGCAAUGGUCCUCAGAAGAGACUUGGAAUUUGGAAUACUACUCAACCAAAUGGGUUGGCUGUUCCUGAUGCAAGUAUGCAUUCUGUGAAUUCAAUGAAAGAUGUCCUUGAGUUGAUGAACACUGGGUUGAUGAAUCGCGCAACUAGUGCCACAGCCUUAAAUGAAAGAAGUAGUAGAUCACACAGUGUUCUCUCUAUUCAUGUUCGAGGAACGGAAGUGAAGACCAACUCUCUGUUGCGUGGAUGUCUGCAUCUUGUGGAUCUUGCAGGAAGUGAAAGAGUGGAUCGUUCUGAAGCAACUGGAGAUAGGCUUAAGGAGGCUCAGCAUAUAAACAAAUCACUAUCCGCACUUGGAGAUGUUAUAUUUGCUCUGGCUCAAAAGAGUCCACAUGUGCCAUACAGAAAUAGUAAAUUGACUCAACUUCUACAGAGUUCGUUAGGUGGCCAAGCGAAAACUCUUAUGUUUGUACAGCUUAAUCCUGAUGUUGCUUCAUACUCUGAAACUAUAAGCACCUUGAAGUUUGCUGAAAGGGUUUCUGGUGUUGAGUUAGGCGCGGCUCGUAGCAACAAAGAGGGAAGGGAUGUGAGAGAACUUAUGGAGCAGAUGGCAUCUCUCAAGGACGCUUUGGCAAGGAAGGAUGAAGAGAUUGAGCGGUUUCAGUUGCUCAAGGCUAAUAAUAAUGGUGCAAAACAUGGAAUGAUCUCACUAAGGCAUGCGUCAUCAUCCCCAAGGUCAUCAUCCCCAAGGAGACAUUCCAUAGGGACUCCACGGCCCCGCAAUAACUUGAGACUUUCUGGAGCAAAGAGCUUGGGAGUCAAUGAAAAAGUAGCAUCUGACAUGGAUAACAGCUCAGAGUACAGUGAUAAGCAUUCGGAAGCUGGUUCUCAUCAAUCAGUGGAUGAUUUCAGGAACAAGUCCAGUUCCCUUCUGGUGAAAUUAGCUCGAGAAGACAUUGAUCAAAAUUUCAAUGAGGACAUUGACCUCUUAAGAUUUGGAGAUGCAGAUUCGGAGGAGAGAUUAAGUGACAUAUCUGACGGUGGUCUUUCAAUGGGAACAGAAACUGAGGGUUCAAUCUGCAGUAUUGUGGAGUACACUCUUUUCCCUGAUCUUGAGAAGGCAGCUGAAACUACGCCAUCUAGGGAUACAACAUCUGACAACCUUCUAGCUCAGAGCACGGAAAAGCCCAUUAUGCCAUCAAAAAUUCCCAAAGCUCCGCAAAUCCAGCCAAAACUGCAGACAAGAACUUCUAGGUUAUCAUUGAACAGAAGCACCUCGAAGGUUUCGUCAAGUAUUAAAAAACCCACAGUUGGUAGCUCGUCUUCGGUGAGGCCCUCGAAACGAUGGCAAUAGUUAGAUACUACUUGGAUGUUGUAGAGUGUUUGUAGAGAUAGUCUAUAGGAACUUUCUAUCCACGUUAGGUGCUCAUUCUAUUAUUAUACUCAAGGCGCAAGAGUUAUAGCUGAUUUCAGCUUCAAUCUGUUAUUGAAUGUAAGCUUCAUGGUCUUGUUACUGAUUACUGAAUCAGUUGUAUUUAUAAAUUUCCUUUCAGAUAAUGUUUUCUGUGAUAUUGUAUACUUAGCUGAGGGAAGAAAUAUCACAAUUCAUCAAGCAUUUAAACCCUA
This is a messenger RNA of Cicer arietinum (chickpea), 3894 nucleotides long. Its product is annotated as kinesin-like protein KIN-14J. The record is from RefSeq and is a predicted model, not a curated record. Gene Ontology annotation, biological process: microtubule-based movement. Gene Ontology annotation, molecular function: microtubule binding; ATP binding; microtubule motor activity. Lineage: Eukaryota; Viridiplantae; Streptophyta; Magnoliopsida; Fabales; Fabaceae. Gene Ontology annotation, cellular component: microtubule cytoskeleton.